Messenger RNA from Morone saxatilis (striped sea-bass), 2662 nucleotides. RefSeq names its product USP6 N-terminal-like protein. Lineage: Eukaryota; Metazoa; Chordata; Actinopteri; Moronidae. The record is from RefSeq and is a predicted model, not a curated record.
UUACAGCUCACACUCGGCUGACUGGUGCCACGCUGCGGCGCCUGCUCAGUGCGCCUCCGCCGCUGCUGCUCGGAUCCUGGACCAGGAGCUCCUCUGCGUCCUCUGCACUGUGUGUGUGUGCGUGUGUGUGUGUACAGUGUGUGUCUGAUGCUAACCUAUGGAUUGACGGAGGGAGGCUAUUGUUGUCAGCCCGGUGGCUCUUUCUGCUGGAGCCGCACUUUCCCCGGAGAAUGCGCCGGAGCUGCGUUACUGCUCGGACAGCGCAGAAACCCCCCCGCGGAAACACGAUAUUGACAUGAAGAAAGACAUUGAGACUCUAAUAGCAGAGGAACGUGCUGAUAUCAUCUUGAAAUAUGCUACGGAUGGAGAGUUCACACGUGGUUGGUUUUGUGGUUAAAGAAACAACCAGCAGACACGCUGAGAUGGACGAAAGCGUGAAUUCAACUGGCCGGCAGGGCGGGGUGGAGAUCGACCCCUGGGAAGAUGCUGACUACAGUAUCUACAAAGUCAUCGACCGCUUCGGCUUCAUGCAUGAGGACGAGCUGCCCGCCCCGACUACCCACGAGGAAAAGCGGAAGCAGCUGGAGAUAGAGAGAGCGGAGAAGUGGCUGAAGAUGGUGAAGAAGUGGGAUAAAUACAAGAACAGUGACAGGAUGGUGAAGCGGGUGUACAAGGGCAUCCCCCUGCAGCUCAGAGGCCGGGCCUGGGCGCUGAUGCUGGACGUGGAGAGGACGAAGAAGGAGAACGAGGGCAAAUACGAGAGAAUGAAGGAACAGGCCCGACUGUACUCGUCUGAGAUCAAGCAGAUCGACCUGGACAUCAACAGGACCUUUCGAAACCACAUCAUGUUCAUGGAUCGCUUCGGAGUCAAGCAGCAGUCUCUUUUCCACGUUCUUUCUGCAUAUUCGGUCUACAACACAGAGGUGAGCUACUGCCAGGGGAUGAGUCAGAUCGCCGCCCUGCUGCUGAUGUACAUGAACGAGGAAGACGCCUUCUGGGCGCUGUCGCAGCUGCUGACCGAUCAGAAACACGGCAUGCACGGAUUUUUUGUUCCCGGGUUCCCCAAACUUCAGCGGUUCCAGACGCAUCAUGAUCAGAUUAUUUCUAAACUUGUCCCCAAGCUGAAGAAACAUCUGAGCGCCUGCUGAAGAUGUCUCUGGAGGAGCUCAGGGAGUUCCUGCAGGAGCGGAUCGCUCAAACUUUCUUCUACAGUGACGACAUCAUCGUCGAGCAGCUUCAGGCCUCCAUGACCGAACUGAGGAAGAUGAAGCUGGACCUUCCUCCUCCAGGGAAACCCGACGAGUUGCCCCGUAAGCCUCUGGGUCAGGAGCUGCCGGUGCUGUUGAGUCCAGUCCAGCCCUCCAGAGGGAAGUCGUCCUCGGCCAGCGGGUUCCCUAGACCCGGCCUGAGCCUCCACAUCAUCUCCCACCAGCCUGACUCCAUAUCCCCAGACCAGAGCCCCUCCAAGGACCCGAGGGACCUCGAGGCUGUGGACGAGGAGGAGGCCCCGCUGCCUUCCCCGGACCCUGUCAUCAUCCACAGCGAGGCUCCACUCACCCCCGACAGCUCCCCGCUCACGGGCCCUCCGCCUUACCGCCCCCCGGGGAGUCAAGCAGUGGACCGCCCCUCGCCACCGGAUCAGCCCUCCAUAGACGACUCCUCUGCCGCCACCACCGAGCAGUCCUCCUGCACGGCCCCACGGACUCUUUCGGCGCCCGUAGCCCAGGUGGCGUCACCGGCUUCGGGUCUGGCUCAGUUGGAGAGUCUGUCUGCGGCAGAGAGGGCCGAGGACCACUACCUGGUCCAGCUGCUGGAGCAGGCCUCGGCUCUGGGCACCGACAGGAACCUGAACCAGGACUCUAGUGAAGCGUCGGAGGAAACACGGGACCCUGAAACCUCGUGAAGCUCAGAUUUAUUGAUUAUGUGCCCUCUCUGUUUGUUAUUAUUGGAUUAUGUGUGUGUGGAGUUGGCUCUGAACUACACGAGUGCGAUUGAUCGGUCAGAUUAUCGAUGUCAAGCAAUAAUUGCUUAUAAAUAUGUUUCAGUUUCAGUUUGGUAAUUUUAAAAAGUUAGUCAAACGUCCUCCUUUGUUUAAAAGUUUGGGUGUUUUCCACACAGGGAGGGUCUAAAGAGUUGCAUUAUGGGAAGUGUAGUGUUUUUAGAGCUUGGCCCACAUAGAGGACUAAAAUUUGGUCAUUCUGUUUUUAAUCGGUCUCUCACAAACUAUUUGAAUGUGGCUUCAAUUGCAGAGAAAUUCCAAAUAUUAUUAUUGAAGAAAAUGAAAAGGACAUCUUUUAUUAUCUAAUUGACCCUUCCUAAACCCCGCCCCUUUUGCUCUGGGCUCCAAUCACAGUUGAGCUAGCCUCAGUCAACUUCCUCCUUUCCUGUAUUUAGAUAUGCUACGUGCUAGGUUAAUCCAUGUUGAAAAGACAACCACGUUUUGAAGAUGGUUAAAAGAUAAAAGAGACGUAUAUUUAAGGAUUAAAGGUCAUUUACAACGUAGGAUUGUCGAAAUAAAUUCUGAUUAAAGUUUCCUUUAAAAACUAAGUAAUAAUUGUAAUAAUAACAAAUAAUAAAAAGUUAUCUAAGUUAGCUAAAAAACUGUCACUAACAAUUGAUGAAAUUAGCUUGCUAGUUAUCUAGUAUUUUGUCAAAAUUAGCU